Messenger RNA from Branchiostoma floridae (Florida lancelet), 3492 nucleotides. Its product is annotated as aminopeptidase N-like. The coding region runs from base 31 to 2868 and encodes 945 amino acids. Gene Ontology annotation, molecular function: peptide binding; metalloaminopeptidase activity; zinc ion binding. NCBI's taxonomy places the organism in Eukaryota, Metazoa, Chordata, Leptocardii, Amphioxiformes, Branchiostomatidae. The transcript has 22 exons. Gene Ontology annotation, cellular component: cytoplasm. The record is from RefSeq and is a predicted model, not a curated record. Gene Ontology annotation, biological process: peptide catabolic process; proteolysis.
CUCGUGAGUCAUUCGGAUACACGAUUCAAAAUGUCGGGUAUCCUGAAGCGGUACAGUAUGAGGAGCGGGAAGGUUCAUGACGAGUCGUGCACGUGGGACAAGUGUGGCGUGAAAGUUGUCUUCGCUGUGUGUGUAACAUUGCUGUGCAUCGGGCUCAUCUUAAUCAUUGUGUUUGAGACCCAGAGAGCCGGUCCCGCGCCCAAACCAUGGAAACAGUUCCGUUUACCGGACACGUUAAUUCCAGUCCACUACGACGUGGAAGUGCAAGCUGACUUGACGACCUUCGAUCUGAUUGGUCGGGUUGACAUCUCUGUCAGGUGUGCCACGCCCACUAGUUACGUCAUCCUCCACAGUUCGGAGCAGGAGAUCGACAGGAAUUCCGCGCCAACGGUACGGGGGAGUGACGGCCGGAACGCGCCCACUGUGACGUCAUGGUUUCUGUUUCCUGAGAAUGAAUUCCUCGUCUUGGAACUAAGCGAAAAUCUGAAGGAGGGUGAACUCUAUAUCGUCACCAUCAACUUCAACGGUGCGGUACGGGCGGCACUCAACGGCUUCUACAGGUCAUCCUAUGUCAACGAACAGGGACAAACGAGAUACUUGGGAAUAACCGACUUUCAGCCCCAGGAUGCUCGGAAAGCCUACCCAUGCUUUGACGAACCAGCUUUCAAGGCUACUUUCAAUGUGACAGUGGUCCACCAACCGGAGUAUACCGCUCUGUCCAACAUGCCCAGGGAAUCCACCGAAAUCAGAGGAGGAGGCUGGGUCGCUGACAAGUUCCAGAAGAUGAUCAGGAUGCCGACAUAUCUCCUGGCCUUUGGUGUGUCUGACUUUGACUCUAUCGGCUCUAACACAUCAACAGGGAUAGAGACGAGGAUCUGGGCCCGUCCCGAGUACAUCGCUGCCGGGAUGGGUGAUUUCGGGCUGGAUGUUGCCAACAGAGUCGUGGUGUAUUUUGAGGACUACUUUGGUGUGCCCUUCCCGCUACCUAAAAUCGACCACAUCGCCCUUCCUGACUUCAACUCGGGCGCCAUGGAGAACUGGGGCCUCAUCACCUACCGAGAGACCAGACUGCUGUAUGACACCAACGCACCCUCAGCUGAAGUCAGGAAGGCAACAGCGCGCAUCAUCGCUCACGAGCUGGCUCACAUGUGGUUCGGUAAUUUGGUCACGAUGGAAUGGUGGGACGGAACGUGGUUGAACGAAGGCUUCGCCAGUUACAUCCAGUACAAGGGUUUGGAUUUCGUAGACCCCGGGAUGAAUGUGAUGGAGCACUUUGCAUAUGAUAGGUCUCAGUCUGUCAUGGUGGAUGACUCUCUGACGUCAUCUAAUCCAGUUUACCGACCAAUCACCACCGCUGAUGACGUCACGCAAGUAUUCGGCAGCAUUAUAUACAGCAAGGGAGCUUCCAUUUUGAGAAUGUUGGAGAACUUCAUAGGAGAAGAGACCUUCAAGAAGGCCUUGAAGAACUACCUCAGCAAAAACGCAUACGGGAAUGCAGUACAGGAUCAACUGUGGGCGGAGCUUACCACGGCCGCCAGAGAGGACGGUCAGACCGACCUUGACGUCAAAGCCGUGAUGGACACCUGGACAGUACAGAUGGGUUAUCCUGUGGUCAACAUGACUAGAGAUUACACAAGAGGAACGGCGGAAGUGGCGCAGCAACACUUCUUGGUCGACUCAGCCGCCACCGUCAGUGUGCCGUCAGAGCUCGGGUACCGAUGGUACAUACCCCUGACCUACUUAACACAAGCAAAUCUUGCAAACUCACCGGUACAGACAUGGAUGGCACCUGAUGAAGGAACUAAGGUGAUAACUCUACAGGGCGCCUCUGCAAAUGAGUUUGUCCUCGCUAACAUCAACCAUGCAGGCUUCUACAGGGUCAACUAUGACCCCACCAACUGGCAGCUGCUGGCCGACCACCUCAACAGUGAUGCUUUUGAGGAUAUCCCAGCCGACAACAGAGGAACACUUGUUGAUGAUGCCUUCAACCUUGCAAGGGCCGGUAUGUUGGACCUGACCACAGCUAUGAGCAUGACGCAGUACCUGGUGAGAGACCGACACUUCAUACCGUGGAGCAUGGCGCUACGGGCUACCGGGUACAUCGAGAAUGUGGUGGGCUCUGUAACUGAGAUCUCCAACCUAUGGCAGCCCUACAUGCGGCAACUGAUCAGUCCGUUCUACGAGGACGUCGGCUGGACCCUUCAAGAGGGCGAUUACAACACAGAGGUCGGGCAAGUCGAGGCGCUCUCCACAGCGUGUAAGUACGGCAACGGCAGAUGUGUGAACAACGCUACCAUGAUGUUUGAUCAGUGGAUGAACACAAACAACAAUAGUCACAUACCCGAGAGGCUGAAGUCCACGGUGUACUGUACAGCCAUCAAACAUGGCGGCAAUCUGGAAUGGGACUUCGCUUGGCAGGAGUACUUAUCGGCCGAGGCCUCGGAACAGACUCUGCUGAUAUCUGCCCUGGCUUGCACCCAGGAUAUCGAUAUAUUAAACACCUACCUGGAGAGAAGCCAGGACGACAGCUUGGUACGGAGACAGAACGGUCCACUGGUGGUGAGGUACAUCGGGAGGAACAGUGUGGGCAAGUCUGUGGCCUGGAGCUUCCUCAGGGACAACUGGGACUUCUACUUUGACACCUAUGACGGCACGUCAUUCACCAUGACGGGUAUCGUGGAAGACGUCACCAGCCAGUUCAGCACCCAGGAGGACCUAGACGAGCUGGAGACAUUCUUGGCGGCCCAUCCGAACCAGGGCACGGCUACCCAGGCCUUCUCUCAGGCCGUGGAGAACACCCAGGCCAACAUCAGGUGGCGCCGGGACAACGAGGACAAGCUCCGCACCUGGCUACAGGCACAGGCCUAGGGGUAGAGGGAGGACCCGGAAGGGAGCAUCUUCAACAGUUUUCAUGAGAUAUACGAUUUGUCCACUCUAAGGAUUUCAAUUUGUUCCAAAAAGACUUUUGUUUAUGAUUUUUCCUCAAAUUAUUUGCCAUUAAUUCAAAAUGGAUGACAGAAUACAUGUAAGUACUAGUAAUUGUUGGAAAGGAGCUUCACUGUAUGUAGUCAGACUAAGGCUGAGUUUUCAGUCUUUCCUCAGUUAAAAAGUUGUUGACGCAUGAUUAAAAGUUCACUGUGUGAUAUGAUAUGAUGUGAUAUGAUAUGACAUGAUAUUAUAUGGUAUGAUAUGAUAUGAUAUGAUACGAUGUCAUAUACGAAAACAAAUGCUAUUAUGACUUAAGCGCUGCUGUGCUGUAAUCAAUAAUGUUAAUAAUCAAUCCAGCUGGCUAUUGUAGUGUACAGUACUACUAGCAUUUGUUUGUUCUACAUAGAUAAAGCUUUGAUAAACCACCACGUAGCCGCACAUAAUUUGAUGCGAGUCGGUACAGGGCACAGUGUGUAUUUUCCAGACUGGUAUUUUCUGAAUACUAUUAGAACAUGUAGAGAUUAAAUUGUAUCAUCGGCCUAUUAAAACAUGAUGUGGAUUGGA